CGUCCACUUGGUUCGCCGCGAUUAGCCUGGGAGGUUUGCUGAGACCAGCGGGGCUUUGGUAUUUCCUCGCCGGACAGGUCUACUAGAAGGAUCCGUGAUGGGUGACUACGCUAUCAGCUUCCUCAAGGACUUUCUGGCCGGCGGAGUGGCCGCUGCCAUUUCCAAGACGGCGGUGGCGCCCAUAGAACGGGUGAAGUUACUGCUCCAAGUCCAGCAUGCGAGCAAGCAGAUCACAGCUGAGAUGCAGUACAAGGGGAUCAUUGACUGUGUCGUGCGUAUUCCCAAGGAACAGGGCUUCAUCUCCUUCUGGCGAGGAAACCUGGCCAACGUGAUCCGGUAUUUCCCAACCCAGGCCCUCAACUUCGCCUUCAAGGACAAGUACAAGAAGGUCUUCCUGGGCGGGGUCGACAAGAAGACGCAGUUCUGGCGUUACUUUGCCGGAAACUUGGCAUCGGGCGGGGCGGCGGGCGCCACGUCCCUGUGCUUGGUCUACCCGCUGGACUUCGCCCGGACCCGGCUGGCCGCCGACGUGGGCAAGGGCGCGAGCGGGAGGGAGUUCACCGGCCUCGCCAGCUGCCUCAGCAAGAUCUUCAAGUCGGACGGCCUGCGAGGCCUUUACCAAGGCUUCGCCGUCUCCGUACAAGGCAUCAUCAUUUACCGGGCUGCCUACUUCGGAGUCUAUGACACCGCCAAAGGGAUGAUGCCAGAUCCGAAGAACGUGCAUAUUCUGAUCAGCUGGAUGAUUGCGCAGUCAGUGACGGCAGUGGCUGGGCUGGUCUCCUACCCAUUCGACACAGUCCGUCGACGUAUGAUGAUGCAGUCCGGCCGGAAGGGAGCUGAUAUAAUGUAUUCGGGCACAAUCGAUUGCUGGAAAAAAAUUGCGAAAGAUGAGGGGUCUAAAGCUUUCUUCAAAGGUGCCUGGUCAAAUGUGUUGAGAGGAAUGGGAGGAGCCUUUGUACUGGUACUGUAUGAUGAAAUUAAGAAAUAUGCGUAAGAGUCCAAGAGGCAUCCAUCUACCCCUUUGUUCAUCACUUUAAAUUAAACAGCAUUAGAAAACUGUAAUAUAUUGUAGCAGGACAAUGGGUCAACAAUGAUGAAUGUACCUUUAAGAAAUCAAACGCCUGAAUAAAAGCAGUGGCAGGUUGGAGACUCAAUGAAAGGGCUUAAUGCAUUAUUAAGUCAUAGUCACCCUUGUUAUCCAUGUAUUGAAUUCCAUAGCCUAAUCCCCUUGCCAACUGUAUAUAUAUAUUUAAGUUACCAUUUACUUUUCCUUGGGUGGUGAGUAUUUCUGCAUUUAGUACUUAAUCUCAAAAUGGUUAUAUUCUAAUCGCAAGUGUUAUGCACAUUGUUUAGCAUUGAUCCAAACGGAAACAAAUGUAUUUAUGGUCCCUAUUAAAUCAAAAGUAUUUAUUAAAACUGGCUCGUGUAUA
Molecule: messenger RNA, 1430 nt
Organism: Leucoraja erinaceus (little skate)
Lineage: Eukaryota; Metazoa; Chordata; Chondrichthyes; Rajiformes; Rajidae
Gene: slc25a4
Product: solute carrier family 25 member 4
Exons: 4
Coding region: 98-994 (298 amino acids)
Biological process (GO): mitochondrial ADP transmembrane transport; mitochondrial ATP transmembrane transport
Cellular component (GO): mitochondrial inner membrane
Molecular function (GO): ATP:ADP antiporter activity
Source: RefSeq, a predicted model, not a curated record